Molecule: messenger RNA, 554 nt
Organism: Xiphophorus maculatus (southern platyfish)
Lineage: Eukaryota; Metazoa; Chordata; Actinopteri; Cyprinodontiformes; Poeciliidae
Gene: ubl5
Product: ubiquitin like 5
Exons: 5
Coding region: 129-350 (73 amino acids)
Biological process (GO): mRNA splicing, via spliceosome; protein modification process
Cellular component (GO): nucleus; cytoplasm
Molecular function (GO): protein tag activity; protein binding
Source: RefSeq, a predicted model, not a curated record
UUUACGGCAAAACGAACGAGAGCGUUGCAGAAAAUACCAGAGAGGGAGAACUAUUUUUCAACCUGCACUUUUAGUGUAUGUGAAGAGUGUUUAAAUUUGGUAAAUGAAUGUUUACUUAAACGGUGAAAAUGAUCGAGGUGGUUUGCAACGAUCGUCUUGGAAAGAAAGUCCGAGUCAAAUGCAACUCAGAGGAUACCAUCGGAGAUCUGAAGAAGCUCAUCGCAGCUCAGACAGGAACACGAUAUGACAAGAUCGUUUUGAAAAAAUGGUAUACCAUAUUUAAGGACCAUGUGACUCUAGGAGACUAUGAAAUCCACGAUGGGAUGAACCUGGAGUUGUACUACCAGUAGAUGAGAAGGACCACAAGUCAGAGAUGCUCAGACACAACUUCAUAGACACACAGCCAUGUUCAGCUGAAAGGGGGCGCCAUCCACCGGACAAAAACACACUGCUGUCAUAUUAGUCUCAGCAUAAGCAGUUAUUAUGGGAAAGUUAUGUUCUGGUCAAAAUCCAUUUCUUUUGAUAUUCUGUAAAUAAAUGCAGUGUGUUCACAA